This is a messenger RNA of Leptonychotes weddellii (Weddell seal), 5045 nucleotides long. Lineage: Eukaryota; Metazoa; Chordata; Mammalia; Carnivora; Phocidae. The record is from RefSeq and is a predicted model, not a curated record.
GUCACUGGUCUCUCAGACUGUUGCUAGAAGGCGACUGCGUCGACGUCGGAUUAGACUCGCGGCGUCUCACUUCCAUCGGAGCGCUUUUCCUCCGGCGCUCGGAACCUACUCUGUGCUUCUCGGCUGUAGGGCCUGGAGGGAGGCGUAUUGAGCCGGCUCGAGAGCUAUCUGGGGCGCACAAGCGUUCCGUUCGUUACCCGCUCAGCGCCAUGUCGUGGAUGUUCAAGAGAGAUCCUGUUUGGAAGUACUUGCAGACUGUCCAAUACGGAGCCCAUGGAAAUUUUCCACGCCUCUCAUAUCCAACUUUCUUUCCCCGUUUUGAAUUCCAAGAUAUUAUACCUCCAGACGACUUCCUAACUAGUGAUGAAGAGCUAGAUUCAGUUUUAUUUGGAACUUUGAGAGGUCAUGUAGUUGGACUACGCUAUUACACAGGAGUAGUUAAUAAUAAUGAAAUGGUUGCGUUACAACGAGAGCCCAAUAACCCCUAUGAUAAGAAUGCAAUUAAAGUAAACAAUGUCAAUGGAAAUCAGGUUGGCCAUUUAAAGAAAGAUCUUGCAGCUGCUUUGGCCUAUAUCAUGGACAACAAAUUGGCACAGAUUGAAGGGGUUGUUCCUUUUGGUGCAAACAAUGCUUUUACCAUGCCUCUCCAUAUGACUUUUUGGGGAAAAGAAGAAAAUAGAAAAGCGGUUUUAGAUCAGUUGAAGAAACAUGGAUUUAAAUUGGGUCCUGCACCAAAAACUUUAGGAUUCAGUUUAGAAAGUAGUUGGGGCUCUGGAAGAGCUGGACCAAGCUAUAGUAUGCCAGUUCAUGCUGCAGUACAGAUGACAACUGAGCAGCUUAAAACAGAAUUUGACAAAUUGUUUGAAGAUUUAAAAGAAGAUGAUAAAACUCAUGAAAUGGAACCAGCUGAGGCUGUUGAAACACCAUUGCUUCCACAUCAAAAACAAGCUCUAGCUUGGAUGGUUUCACGGGAAAACAGUAAAGACCUUCCACCAUUUUGGGAACAGCGAAGUGACUUAUACUAUAACACAAUAACAAAUUUUUCUGAGAAGGACCGACCAGAAAAUGUCCAUGGAGGAAUUUUAGCUGAUGAUAUGGGUUUGGGCAAAACUCUGACAGCCAUUGCAGUAAUUCUUACCAACUUCCAUGAUGGCAAACCUCUUCCUGUUGAAAGAAUUAAAAAAAGUCAGCUGAAGAAGGAGUGUAAUGUUAACGAUCAAUCUAUGAAACUUGGAGGAAACAAUACCAGUGAAAAGGCAGAUGGACUAAUCAAAGGAUCUAGAUGUAGUGGAGAACCCAGUAUUUCAGAUGUCAAGGGAAAGAAUAAAUAUCCCAAGUCAGAAUUGUCUAGCUCUCGCCCCAAAAGAAGGAAAACUGCAGUCCAGUACAAUGAAAGCAGUGAUUCAGAGGAAAAUGAAGCAAGUGAAUUGCCACAGAAAAUGAAAGGCAAACUGAAAAAUGCACAGUCUGAGACUAAAAGAGUAAAAGCAGGAUCUUCUAAGGUUAAAGAAGAUGCAGAGUUUGCAUGUGCACUUAUUUCAUCUACCCCUACAACAAAAAGGAGAAUGUUGAAAAAGGGAGCAUCUGCAGUGGAGGGUUCAAAGAAAACUGAUGUUGAAGAGAGACCAAGAACAACACUGAUCAUCUGCCCACUUUCUGUGUUAAGCAACUGGAUUAGUUACAACAGUUUUCUGUUAUUUUUAGGUACUCCGAUUCAAAAUUCUUUAAAGGACUUGUGGUCUCUUCUUUCCUUUUUAAAACUUAAACCAUUUCUUGAUAGAGAAUGGUGGCAUAGAACAAUACAGCGUCCUGUCACAAUGGGAGAUGAAGGAGGACUUAGGCGUUUACAAUCCCUAAUUAAAAAUAUUACCCUAAGAAGAACAAAGACAAGCAAAAUUAAAGGAAAACCUGUUUUGGAGUUACCAGAACGUAAAGUAUUUAUUCAGCACAUUACACUUUCAGAUGAAGAGAGAAAAAUUUAUCAGUCUGUGAAAAAUGAAGGCAGAGCUACUAUUGGAAGGUAUUUUAAUGAAGGGACUGUCCUUGCGCACUAUGCAGAUGUCCUGGGUCUUUUGCUUAGAUUGCGGCAGAUUUGUUGUCAUACUCACCUUCUUACAAACACAGUGUCUUCCAGUGGUCCCUCAGGAAAUGAUACACCUGAAGAACUACGAAAGAAGUUAAUAAGGAAGAUGAAGUUAAUUCUGAGCUCAGGUUCUGAUGAAGAAUGUGCAAUUUGCUUGGAUUCUUUAACAGUUCCUGUCAUAACACAUUGUGCACAUGUCUUUUGUAAACCCUGUAUUUGCCAAGUCAUUCAGAAUGAGCAGCCACAUGCUAAAUGUCCUUUAUGCAGAAAUGAUAUACAUGGAGACAAUUUAUUAGAAUGUCCUCCAGAAGAAUUGGAGUGUGACACUGAGAAAAAGUCUACUAUGGAAUGGACAUCCAGUUCAAAGAUUAAUGCUCUAAUGCAUGCACUGAUUGACUUAAGAAAGAAGAACCCCAACAUAAAAAGUUUAGUUGUUUCUCAGUUCACAACAUUCCUGUCUUUAAUAGAAACACCACUCAGAGCCUCUGGAUUUGUGUUUACUCGUUUGGAUGGUUCCAUGGCACAGAAGAAAAGAGUUGAAUCAAUUCAGUGUUUUCAAAACACUGAAGCAGGAUCUCCAACUAUAAUGCUUCUAUCCUUAAAAGCAGGUGGAGUUGGUUUGAAUCUUUCCGCAGCUUCUCGAGUGUUUUUAAUGGAUCCAGCCUGGAAUCCAGCUGCUGAAGAUCAGUGCUUUGACAGAUGCCAUAGACUUGGCCAGAAGCAAGAAGUUAUCAUCACAAAAUUCAUUGUGAAGGAUUCUGUUGAAGAAAAUAUGCUGAAAAUACAAAACACAAAGAGAGAACUUGCUGCUGGAGCCUUUGGAACUAAAAAAACAAAUGCUAAUGAAAUGAAACAAGCUAAAAUUAAUGAAAUCAGAACUUUAAUUGAUUUAUAAUUUGUGGGAUUUGGUAAGGUCAGUUUGAUUAGAUAUAUAUGGAAAUUUUGGAAAUCAGAAAAUAGAGUUUUAGAAAUGAGAUCUAGAGUAUGUCUUCUUUAAAAAGAGCAUAUCAUUUUAUAUUAGUAAAGUAUUACUGAUAUAUAGUCUCUUCUAUAUAUGAACCUAUUUUUAAUGAUAUUUCAAAUAGCAAUAAGUUCUGUUAUAUACUGUGGCCUAAAAUAAUUUUUUGAGAAAGUUGUUAUUCAGCUUUUCAUAUUGUCUUUGCUGAGUAUUUUCAUAUAUCUUUCAAGUACUCAGCUUUUUCAUAUUUCAAAUAAGGUCAAACCUUUUAUACUUUUGACCAAAUAAAAGAGUUUUCUGUGUUGGACACAUUUGGUUAAUCACUAGAGCCUUCCAUUUGUGAUGUGAUGGAUUCACAGUCCUUGUAAACGAUUAAUACAUAGAUUAUAUACAAGAGAUUUCAUUACUUUGAAAAACCAGAUUUGCAUUCCAGAAUCAAACCUUAAAUGAGAGACUGAAGUCCAGGUUAGCAGGUUAACUUACAAUUUUUUUUUUUUUUUUAACAGUUUGAGAUCUAAUUCACAUAUGUGAUUUGCAGUUUUAUGUUUAUGAAAAGAUAGGGACUGUGUUAGAAUACUAUUUUUCUCCAUUUUAGUCAAGUAGUAUAUUGUUUAAAUGUCAUUCAAUGUGUUAGUGUGUAAAUAGUCUGGGGGUGAGAAGGAACCAGUUCUACCCAGUUUAAUUUGAAUAUUUAAAUUAUGGAAUUGCUGAAUAGAUAUUUCUAUAUAGAGAGAUAAUUUUUAUUUAUGUAGCUUUUUUUUUUUAAAAAAUAACUUUAUAAAUUUUUAUAAUUCAGAAGACUACUAUAUGUGAGAGGCGUGAUAUCUGGAUGGAAGUUGGGCUGGAUGACCUCCAAAAUCGUUUCAACUCUUAAAGACAUCUUAAUCCUGAAUGGAAAAAUUUCUUUGUUACUGUGUUUAGAAUCAGACAUUGAUUUUGGAACUUCAGUAAUUCACCCUACAUUUAUCUAUAAAAUUAGUCCUCUUUUUCUUACUUUUUGGUUAAUCAGACUCACGGUAGUUGUCAUGGCAUUCCAGAUGACUCUUUGAGUCACAUUUAAAUAAGCUCUGCAUUUGCCAAUCACGUUAGUUAGUGGUGUCCUUCCUUAAGGGGAACUUUUUAAUCCAAAGAAAGAUUACUGUACAGGAGAAGCUUCCUGUUUGGCCAUGCAGACUUGAGAACACCUUUCAUUUUACUUACAGUGUUAAGAAAUGACUUAAAGAUAAGCUUGGAGGCAGUGUUGUGUUCUAGGGCAUACAUCGAGCUAUGUGCUGAAUCUGUCGACAGCUAAAUUCUCCCCUCCCUGUGCCCGGUCUCCUGCUACAAGGGAACAGUGUAUUAGGCAGCAAGAAUCUUCCCAGCCCCUUUUCUCUUUGGCUGCAGGUAAGGCAGAGGGCUGGGUAAAAGGAUCAACAGACCUUUCUGUACAGAUAAGAGUGGAAUAAUAACCUGGGGUUGGUCCACUAGCAUUAGGAGCAAUUGGGAAUUUCUUUACCUUGUAGAACUAGCAUUACACAAAAAAAAUCAGGUUGAUGAAAAUCUCAUGAAAUAUACUAUGUGGAUUUCUAUACACCAGUACUCCCGUGAGAUUAAGUACAGAAAGAAUGUUCAGCAAAAAAAGAGAGAUAUAUACUCUUCUUGCUUACAAAGGCAAAGCCUUGCAAACUCACUGUAAAAGACUUUGCUUGCCUCUUUACCUAACAUUUAUAGACUUGUGUUUUUAAACAUAAUGAUAAAUUUGGCAAGUCAUUUAAAAAAUACCUGUUUUUGUACAGUUCUAUUAAAUGGUGUUAAACAAAUUUAAUUCAUCCGAAGGAAAUAUAUAUAUAAACCACCAGAAUGAAAAGUUCGUAUUAUGCUCUGCUGUUAAUUCUGUUUCAUCAUUACGUAGAAAAAUAGCUUUAGAAGUAUCUUGAAGACAUUGUAUCCCACUUGUGGUUCAAACUGAAUUUUGUGGUUCAAACUGGAUUUUGUUUUAAAAUAAAUAAAAGUUUUAAAAAUCCA